Bombyx mandarina (wild silkworm) is the source of this 918-nucleotide messenger RNA. It is a transcript of the gene AIMP1, whose product is annotated as aaRS-interacting multifunctional protein 1. NCBI's taxonomy places the organism in Eukaryota, Metazoa, Arthropoda, Insecta, Lepidoptera, Bombycidae. The record is from RefSeq and is a predicted model, not a curated record. Gene Ontology annotation, molecular function: tRNA binding.
AUGUUAAAAUUAUCAUUUGUAUUGCGUAGAAAUAUGUCUCAGUCAGUUACGAAACUUAUAAAUAAUGCAGAUAUAGCUGAAAAAAGGCUAGCCGAAUUACGUAAAAAGCUGGAAGAGGUGAAAAAGUUUAAAAUAGAAGAAAAGAUCAAACAGCUAAUACAAGAAAAUACUACUUUGUCGGCGAAGGUAAACGCUGCGAAGGCAGAGUUAAUAGGUUUGGAAAUAUCACACGGAAAGAGGCAGUAUGCGAUACCUGGUAAAACAGACCUGCUGGAAACAACCAAGAUUGUUACAACUAUUCAAGAUUCCGUUUGUAAUGAAAAACCAAUUAUCGAUAAAAAGGAGAAGAAAGUCAAAGAUUCUAACAAAAAACCCAAAGAUAAACCUAGUGAAUCGGCUGAUAUAGCAGUAGAUGUAAGGAAACUAGAUUUUCGGAUUGGAAAAAUUGUUGAGAUUAGUAAACACCCUGAUGCUGAUUCUUUGUAUGUGGAAAAAAUAGACUGCGGUGAAGAAAAUCCACGAACUGUUGUGUCUGGUUUAGUAAACCAUGUUCCAAUAGAUGAAAUGCGAGAAAGAAUAGUUAUGGUACUCUGCAACUUGAAACCAGUUAAGAUGAGAGGUGUAACAUCUGAAGCCAUGGUAAUGUGUGCAUCAUCUGCUGAAAAAGUUGAAGUUUUAAUACCUCCACCUGAUGCUAUACCAGGGGAUUUGGUUGUAUGUGAAGGAUAUCCUAGAGAGCCUGAAGCUGUGCUUAAUCCCAAAAAGAAAAUAUUUGAGACUUGUGCACCUGAUUUAAAAACAAAUAAUGAAAAGAUAGCCUGUUAUAAGGGUAAUCCAAUAAUUGUACCAGGAAAAGGUCCAAUAAUUGCACCAACUUUAAUCAAUGUUAAUGUAAAAUAAAAUAUAUACAUCAAUAAA